Sporothrix schenckii 1099-18 is the source of this 3819-nucleotide messenger RNA. Its product is annotated as DNA replication regulator SLD3. Gene Ontology annotation, cellular component: DNA replication preinitiation complex. The transcript has 7 exons. Lineage: Eukaryota; Fungi; Ascomycota; Sordariomycetes; Ophiostomatales; Ophiostomataceae. Gene Ontology annotation, biological process: DNA replication initiation. Bases 1 to 3819 code for a protein of 1272 amino acids. The record is from RefSeq and is a predicted model, not a curated record.
AUGUUCCUCGGUUUCCUCACUGGAAAGAUCGAGCAGCCGUUCCACGCAGAAGACGAGCGCUGCGCGGAGCUCAAUGAUAGACGGGGUGAGGAGUCAAAUUCAAAGCCGGCAAUCGCAAUUGGCGAUGGAUGGGGUGGCAAAAUGGUGAAAGAAGCCCUAGCCAUCAGAGAAGGAGCGACGGGUGCAGAGGUGCUCGCAAACGGGGAAGGAGCCAGUGGUGGUGUCUUGCGAGCUGUGGAGCUAAGCCAAGUGAGACGCGCCAAAACCACCUCCAGCUCGCACUGUAUCUUCCCCGAACACGCGCCGACCGCGUCUUGCGGGAAGGAACGAGUUAGCUGGCCCAUCCGCGAUAGGAAAGCGGCCUGGCUGAAGACAUUUGCACCAGCAACGUUCUACAGUUGUACUCAGUAUCUGCUAUUUACUGUUCUUGACCUGCUGCCGCCGCCCCCACUGUCCUCACAACACGGCCGGUCGAGCUCUCACGCCGUUCCGCGUCCAACAACAUUGAACUCGCAACGGCCAUCUUCACAGCGGAUAGAGCGCCCAUUGUCCUCGAGCGGUACUGUUCACGGCGCCUCGCCGGCGUCUGCCUCUCGCAAGAGACCGAGUGAGCAUGGCGUGCCGCGGGAUGCCAAGAGACGGCGGCAGGAUGCUGGUGUCCUGUCUGCGGAUGAGCUUCUAAAGCCGUCGAUCGUUGUCCGAGCCCAUCCGUCCAAUCCCUUAUCGCGGCCAUGCACGUUGUUCCCCAUGAUGCUUCUACCCCGCGAGCAUCUGCCUCUAUCGUAUCUUGAUCUCACGUCCCCGAGCGGUAACUUGCCGUCUUCUCGACACUUCCAGUCUGACAUCCGUAUCUUGGAUCUGGAAGGCCGGCUUGGGUCGAACAUUCUUAUUGCUCGUUCACCAUCGAGCAACUCCAGCUCCUCGGGCGGUUUCAGCAGCGCCAGCAGCAUAUUUGCCAUUGAACGGGAGGAGGCUGGUAUUUAUGUCCUUUGCAAACUGGGCAACUGGGUGGACGUUACCCAGCUCGGCCAACACGCUACUGCCGUGUGCCAGCAGCGGAUGCCUUCUCCAGCAAAAGCCUUGGGAGUAGGGAAGGCCGAAGAACCUGCAUCAAUCACACCUCAAGUGUACAAGGAGCGAGGUAGGAAGAGACUGGCCAUUGCCGAGCUGCAAUCGAUUGUGAGGCGGCGGCCGGCCUCUCAAGUUGUGGCAGACGCGGCUGUCCCUGCAAGUCAAGAUGAAGAGUUGCCCCUGCCGUUGUUAGAGACUGCCGAGGAACCUAAGCCGAUCCCGGAGAUACCGAGAGAAAAUAAGGAGGCUCACGAUGACCUGCCUGCACGCCCACCGAGCCAAGCUCUUCUCCAGAAAAAGUCUGCUCCUUUGAAGACAGCGCCUCUGCCAACACCGCCCGCCUCUGAUACAACUAAGCGCUCAUCGGCGGAGCCAACACCAACCGUAGGCGCGGAACUUAAUGUCCCGCCUACGGCGGAGGAUAUAUUCCAAAACAUCCGCAAUCAGUACUUUGAAGCUCUGUACCACUCCCUGGGCUCCUUGGCGUACUUUGCAAAAGGCCCCCUGUCUCGUGCGCGUGCAGCUUUCCACUUGGAUUGUGACUCCAAUCUCGAGAUGGAUGAGCUCAUCGACUUCUUGAAGAGCAUCAUCUUGACCUCUGCGAUGAUCGACAAGAAAUAUCGCGAGACGAUCCCAGAUCUCGUUUCCCAUUUGCGUACCCUCGAGGAACUAUCUGACCAUGGGGACUCCAAGAGAAAAUCGAAGAAGCCGAAGAAGGUGAAGCUUGGAAGCAGCGGCCUCUAUACAGGCGAGGACGUGCAUGUGCGCAAGUGGUGGGCUGCCAACAAGCCAGCACCUCGCGACGAUGAGGUUUUCCCCCGACCCGAGGAGGUCAAGUACACAAUCUCAUGCUUGCGCACGCGCGAGACGCAGCUGCAGAUGAUCCUCAUCUUGGAGAUUAUGGCACUAGAAACGAUGCGGCCGACAGGUGACGCAGGCGAGAGCCAGCUCCCUGGCAUGGUUGGAGAGAUGCCAGCAGUCGCCCCGAUCAAGAAAGAAGCGCCAAAGAAACGAAACAAACACAACUUGCCCCUAUUGAUUGAUGUCCAUGCCGACCGGCUUUGCAUUUGGCAAUCAACAACUUCGGAUGAGGUGAUAGCAUUGGCCGAGUCCCAAGCACGCCCAGUUAGAGAAGCGGCUACGACAAAGACGGCGCAUUCCGACCCGUUAAAAGACUUUUGUGUGGAUAUUAUUUUGCCCUUCUUCUCCCCUCGGUUGCCUCUGGUGUGCGAUACCUUGAACCGCAAACUGGGUGGACCGGUCAUUUCGGCGCCAGGCUCUCGAUCCAAGAUGGCACCCAAUUCGGCCAAGUCCCCAUCAGACGCGAAGUCGCGUGAGAAAUCCUCGUCCUCCAAAUCCCAUCAGCGGUCGAAACCAGGUUCUGCGGCCCGACGAUCGUCAGCCUCAACCGACAAGACCCGUAGCUUAGAACGUGUCCUGUCGAGCGAACGGCUGCGGCGCAGUGUUUCACGCGGACCCAAUGAUGCCAUUGCCCAGAUGCGUAGCGCCACGGCCGCUCCGAUUCCUGGCCUGAAACGCGAGAUGAGCGAGCCCGCGUUGGCCAGCAUCCCCCGCCGAUCAUCGUCCACCUCACUCAAAGAACGUCCGUCAAACGCGUUGUCUAGGACUUCGUCAGACGUCGUUAGUGCCAGAGUAGGCCGGCCCGAAGAGACGCGUGCUCGCAAGAAGGCUAUGGUUGACGCCGAGUUGCAAGAAGCGAUUUCUGCCCUUAAGAAGCCAAAUCGCGAGCUCGCUGGCAAGGCAACAGUUGAAGCAGCAGAAAAGCGGCUGUUUGGUAUACAAAACCAAGCACGAAAAUCCAAAAAGCAGAUAAGCCGACCAUCACCUGGCGGGGUGCAAGUCAAGGCCACACCGGUGAACAACAGAUUCCGCGAUGUCUUCGCCACGACGACGACUAUGGAGUUUCACGGUAACGAGCGCGGCCAUGUUGAGAUGCACGGCAGCUACAGUCAGAGGCAACUGGAGUAUCCCCUGCCAAGCGAUCGCGAACUCCUGUUCCCUGGUCGUAGCGUGCCCCAAGUCGGCUUUCUUCCUGUGUCGCCUCGAGUCAUGGGCACCCCUAUGGCUGGCCGGGUUCAAGCAAUGCCUAUGCGAACAUCUACAUCUGUACCGGACUCGGCGGCUAGGGCGGCUCCCACAACGUCGGCACCGUUCGACACCGCGUCUAUCACGACGACGACUACAACCAGCACAACAACUGCUACCAUGAGCAAAUUCUCCAUGGCGCGCACAUCACGGCUAGAGUCUUUCCCAAAGGAAGAGGACUCCAUGCCAAUAUCAUCACCUGUGGCAGCGCGUCGGGUGGCAAGCCAAGUUGUACGUAGUGGCACUGGAGCUGGCCUCCCUGCAUUCCGGAAGCUAGGCGAAAACAAAGCUGCUCUUUUUGAUGGCGACAUGAUCCCAGCAUCGUCUCCGCUGCAGGCUCGUUCGCAACCAGCAAAGACAAUGAUGGCUGAAACAGAAAACCGAGAGACUCUUCUGUCGACGGGCACCCAGCGACGAUCCACCUUGUUUGAGACACCAACGAAAGUGCGGUUAGUCACAAUGGAAGACUCUGCCGCUAUGAAGCGGGUCAUGGCGACACCUCUGCUGGCAACACCGCUUAUGGCGACACCACAUCAUGGCCGCUCGCUGGCUGCCCCUACUACUUUUGUCGGAGAUGGCAACAGCGUGCAGUCCCUCUAUGCUCAAAUGGGCUGGGAAGACGAAAUUGACGAUCUGGCGUAG